AAAAAAAAAAAAAAAAAAAAAAAUGUCUGCUAACUCAGACAUCGAGCACUCUAACCCAUUGAAACGACAGCGACGCUCCAGGGUCGCCUGUGAACCGUGCAGGGAGCGUAAGCGAAAAUGUAACGGACGUCAACCAUGCGAAACAUGCAGUGACUUUCAAUACACGUGCUAUUAUGAUGUGGCCUCACGCAAGAAAAGAAACAAAAACUUCAUUCUGGAUGGCUCAGCACCAAUCAGACCAGCAGCACAGACGCAGGAGCAGCAAGUAUUGUCAAUAUCAAAUGCCGCAACACCAUCGACGCAUUCUGCAGAGGAGCCGUCUGCAAGUAUGCCGGCUACACAGUCUAUUGAAUCUAACUCAGGGGCUGCUUUUGUGAGAGAACUAGGUCUCAGAAUUGAUCCAAUCAAUGCUCCAGAACCUCAAGUCUUCGCUUGGAACAUUGGUCUCCGUCACUUGCCCGGCACCUUUUCCGCAUUGCCUAUUGUGAAUAUCCUUUCGCAGGACGAAAUGGUUGCAUUAGCGCGGAUUUACUUUGGUAAGGUAAAUCCUUACUACGGCUUCAUCGACCGGGAUACCUGCUUUGAACAUCUGAACUCGAGGUGGCUUCGAUCGUCGGCCUUUGAACCAUAUGAUGUUGUUCUCUGUGGUGUAGCGGCAAUGGGAUAUCUGUUUUCUCAGAGAAAAGCAGUAGCUGCGGAACUACAUCUGAUUGAGUCAGCUCGAUCAGCACUCGAACAGUGCUCGUUGUACGGGAUACCUUCUUCAACGGUAAUCUCAGGAUGGACCCUCAGACUCUCUUACAUGCGGCUGACGGCCUCACCCCACGCUGCUUGGAUGGCAAGCUGUUCGCUAUUACACCUAAUCGAAGCAUCCGGAUUGCAUCUGGACCCGUCGUCCAGGCCUGUCCUAAUAAAGCCACCACAGGAUAUCAAUGACGAUAUUCGAAGGAGGCUAGUUGGCUUUGUACAGUACAUCAACACUUGGACAUCUUUCGAUCUAGGGAGAUCAAGAAUCAUCCUUCACGGAGCAUCAUAUAACGUACCAGCGAGUCGAGAGGGCGACUAUACAGCUGAAAUGCUCAACCUCCUGCCCAUGUCAGAGAGUCUAGACCCACACAAACCUGUGGAUUCCAACCAGCUGACCAUCAUGCUCUCCAAUAUAAUGGAGAACAACCGCACGGAGCAGCCCUCGGUGCUUUCUCAAUGCAACCUUGUUCUUUGUAUCUUCCGACGCCUACGUGCAUUGCAUUCAACCGUGUCGGUGGAUAUUAUGAGUCGUAUCCUGUCUCUGAUCACGAAAGCCCUUGCUGGCGCGCGAGACAUGGCAGAUGCAAACUGCCCCUGGAGCCAUGUGGCCAACGUCCCGUUCCAGAUUGUCUGUACGCUAUUGGCAGUGGAUAGCCCAGAUUCUAUAUCGCUAUUAGGCGAUGCCAUGCAGACACUCAAACACGUGGCGGACGUCUACGACACCGAUACGAUGAGAGAAGCCUAUCGGAAUGCCGGUCUACUUGUCCUUCUGCAGCAGAAGAGAAAGGACCAUGAUGCGAGACAUCUCAGCAGCGUUCUUGAUUUGCAUUUUGCUCAUCCUGUUGAGUCUGAUAAGGGGAUUCCGGAGCAGAGGCGACAGAGUACUAUGGAAGAUUCUGAGUAUCUCAGGGAUAUGGUGGCAGAUAUGCCUAGUUCUGAGACCUUUGACUUUGAUCAGUUUUUUAUUGCGGAUAAUCCUUGGGAUUUUCUGGGAUCGAUCGCUGGCUGAGAUUUUGUUAAUGUGGAUUGAACGGGCUUUUGUAUCAAUAUUCGGUUACGAUUGUACAUACGACACUGUCUCACUAAUGAAACAACUAUACUCACUUUCCA
Molecule: messenger RNA, 1857 nt
Organism: Aspergillus glaucus CBS 516.65
Lineage: Eukaryota; Fungi; Ascomycota; Eurotiomycetes; Eurotiales; Aspergillaceae
Product: putative C6 transcription factor
Exons: 1
Coding region: 23-1756 (577 amino acids)
Biological process (GO): regulation of DNA-templated transcription; response to xenobiotic stimulus; DNA-templated transcription
Molecular function (GO): zinc ion binding; DNA binding; DNA-binding transcription factor activity, RNA polymerase II-specific
Source: RefSeq, a predicted model, not a curated record